This is a messenger RNA of Tarenaya hassleriana, 2307 nucleotides long. RefSeq names its product nuclear poly(A) polymerase 1. NCBI's taxonomy places the organism in Eukaryota, Viridiplantae, Streptophyta, Magnoliopsida, Brassicales, Cleomaceae. Gene Ontology annotation, cellular component: nucleus. The record is from RefSeq and is a predicted model, not a curated record. The transcript has 12 exons. Bases 1 to 2118 code for a protein of 705 amino acids. Gene Ontology annotation, molecular function: poly(A) RNA polymerase activity; RNA binding.
AUGGCAAGUGUCCAGCAAAACGGGCAGAGAUAUGGCAUUACAGAACCUAUUUCCUGGGGGGGACCGACAGAGGUUGAUGUGAUCAAGACUCAAGAGCUCGAGAAGUACUUGCAAGAUGUCGGAUUGUACGAAAGUGAGGAGGAAGCUGUUAGAAGGGAGGAAGUUCUUGGGAAACUUGAUCAGAUUGUGAAGACAUGGAUUAAAAAGAUCAGCCGUGCCAAAGGGUUGAAUGAGCAGCUUAUGCAGGAAGCGAAUGCAAAGAUAUUUACUUUUGGUUCUUAUCGCCUAGGGGUACACGGACCUGGUGCUGACAUAGACACUCUAUUGGUUGGACCUCGACAUGCAACUAGAGAUGGUGAUUUCUUUGGUGAACUACAAAGGAUGCUAACUGAUAUGCCUGAAGUGACUGAGCUGCAUCCUGUCCCUGAUGCUCAUGUUCCUGUGAUGGGAUUCAAACUCAAUGGAGUUUCCAUAGAUCUCCUAUAUGCACAACUUUCUCUCUGGGUUAUUCCAGAGGAUUUGGAUGUUUCACAGGAUUCUAUUCUACAGAAUGCUGAUGAACAAACAGUUCGAAGCCUUAAUGGUUGCAGAGUUACAGACCAGAUCUUGCGUCUGGUUCCAAACGUUCAGAGCUUCCGGACAACAUUGAGAUGUAUGAGGUUUUGGGGCAAGCGACGUGGAGUUUACUCAAAUGUUUCUGGAUUUCUUGGUGGUAUAAACUUGGCGUUGCUUGUAGCUCGGAUAUGUCAGCUUUAUCCUAAUGCUCUUCCAAACAUGUUGGUGUCUCGGUUCUUUAGGGUUUUUACCCAGUGGCGUUGGCCUAAUCCCGUCAUGCUUUCUGCUAUUGAAGAAGGACCUCUAGGGCUUCAAAUUUGGGAUCCUAGAAGAAACCCAAAGGAUCGGUUGCAUUUAAUGCCCAUAAUCACUCCCGCUUAUCCAUGUAUGAACUCCAGUUACAAUGUCUCCUCAAGCACUCUGCGGAUUAUGACAGAGGAGUUCCGAAGGGGCAAAGAAAUAUGUGAGGCUAUGGAAGAGAACAAAGCUGAUUGGGAUACCCUUUUCGAGUCUUUUGCUUUCUUUGAAGCAUACAAGAAUUAUCUACAGAUUGACAUCUCUGCCGGAAACACCGAUGAUUUAAGGAAAUGGAAAGGAUGGGUUGAGUCACGCCUUCGGCAGCUCACACUCAAGAUCGAAAGACAUACUUAUGACAUGCUUCAGUGCCAUCCACAUCCCGGUAAUUUUCAAGACUCGAACCAACCGCUCCAUUGCUCGUAUUUCAUGGGUCUGCAACGGAAACAAGGAGUUCCAGUGAACGAAAGUGAGCAGUUUGAUAUAAGACGGACCGUCGAGGAGUUUAAGCACGCUGUUAACAGUUACACUUUGUGGAGUCCUGGGAUGGAGAUUAGCGUCAGCCAUGUAAAGCGGAAGAACAUUCCUAACUUUGUGUUUCCUGGUGGGGUCCGUCCUUUGCUUAACUCGAAAGGAACAUGGGACAGUAGACGUCGUUUGGAACAUAGGAUGAUGUCUUCUGCUAAUGCUGCUGUUACAGAAGCAAGUUCCGAAAGCAAGGCUGAUUCUAACAGCCCAGGUGACGGGAAGAAGAGAAAACGGACAGAUGAUGAGAACCCCGAUGAUCAAUCGAGGAAUCUGAAACACUCCACUGUUCAACCGCCAUUGGAAGUUAGCUCUAAUAUGUCUGUUGGUUCCAUCACUUCAAGCCCUGUGAAGGAUUAUGUCAUGAAUGGAUGUAAACCCGAAACCCGUAGUAAGGAUUCGCCUGAGAACAUGGCAAUAGAUAAGAUCGCUUCUUCUUCUGGUCCAUGUGUUUCUCAUCAAGCUUCCAGUCAAGAACCCGAUGAGCUCGAAGACGCUUUUGAUUUUGAAAAUACAGUGAAUGAGCAAAAAGCAGAUGCUUCAAAGGCAGUUCCGACCAGUGUAGUUGGUACUUCAAAUGCCUCAUCAUUUCCCGGUGGGGCCGUGGAAGAACUUGAGGAGAUUCCGGAGCUGGUAGCGACGCAAAAGCAAGAUGUUACAUAUAGCGCUUCAGCUCAACAGCGAAAGCCGAUAAUCAGAUUGAACUUCACGUCCCUUGGCAAAGCAGCUGGCAAAAGCACUUGAAAAGGAGGAAACGUUCUGUUCAGUUUUUUCAUCUGUAUUAAUAAUAUAAACACCUUGAGUUGGAUGAAAAACUGUUUUAUUUCUUCGUGAGUUGCUUUGUCAAAAGAAAUCGAGCUCUUUUUUCUAUGUAUGUUUGGCAUCACAUUGAAUGGAUUCUAUAUAUGAUUAUGCAGUAAUAUGGUUACAUCA